CUUUCUGCCAGUUCAAAUACACAUGUUUGUUAGUUCCUCUAUGAAGAAGCGAGACUAAUUUGAAUCACUAUCUCUAAUUUGCCUCUUGCGUUACUUCUUCAUUUGACUUGUAAAUAUGAUGUGUGAAAUAUUUCACAGAUGUUUCUCAGACAUCACUAGAAACAGUAAUAUCUAUUUCACCAUGGCCUGAAAGGAAUUCAUUGGAGUAUAUUCUUUUUUUUUUUAUCAACGAAGUGUAAUUGGAGCAAGGAGUCUAUUCUAUUCUAUUUGAAUGCUUGGCACACCGACCUAGUUCAUUUUCAAAGAGAAAGAGUUUUUUUACGAAAAUACAGACUGCAGGGUAGAUUACAUCUCAGGCUAGAGAUAUACACAGACCCACCCACACAUAAAUAAAGGUGAUGAGGAAGGGGGAGGGGGAGGGGGAGCUUGAGCAAGACUUUUCAGGAACAGAUGCAAGAGAAGUGCAGAAGUGUAUAUUUCCUGCGCUAGAGUUUGGGCCCGGCUAGAGCGAUACCUUGCUUUAGGCUCCCUUUUUGUGACUGUUUUUGGAUCUUCAGAUUUCCCCCCUUCCAGCUUCGCGUCGACACCCUCGGAGGUAAUGCCUACCUACACGGUGACCGUGGCCACCGGCAACCAGUGGUUUGCGGGCACUGAUGACUACAUCUACAUAACACUGAUGGGCACGGGGCAGUGCAGCGAGAGGACCCUCCUGGACAAACCGAUGUACAACGACUUUGAGAGAGGAGCGGUUGACUCCUAUGAUGUGACCGUGGGUGAGGAUCUGGGCGAGAUCGUGCUGGUGAAGAUUGAAAAGAACAAGUACUGGGUGCAGGACGACUGGUACUGCAAGUACAUCACAGUCAAGACCCCAGGGGGCGAAUACCUGGAGUUCCCCUGCUUCCGCUGGCUGGUGGACGAAAAGGAAGUGGUGCUCAGAGAUGGACGAGCACGUUUGUGUCAGAAUGAAAAGACGAUGAUUGCCAAGAAGCACCGACAGCAGGAACUGGACAUGCGGCGUAGGACGUACAAAUGGCAAGAGUGGCAACCAGGCUUUCCAAUGAGCAUAGAUGCAGACAAACACAAGGAUUUGCCCAGGGACAUCCAAUUUGACAGCGAGAAGGGAGUGGACUUUGUACUGAACUACAGUAAAGCCAUUGAGAACCUGUGUGUGAACCAGUUCAUGCACAUGUUCCAGUCCUCCUGGAGCGACUUCGCCGACUUUGAGAGGAUCUUUGUGAGGAUCAAGAACACCAUCUCAGAGUACGUCAUGGAGCAUUGGAAGGAGGACUUCAUGUUUGGCUACCAGUUCCUGAACGGGUGCAACCCAGUGGUGCUCCAAAAGUGCACCAAGCUCCCAGACAAGUUCCCUGUCACCCAUGAGAUGGUGGCUUUCUGCCUGGAGAGAGACCUUACCCUGGAAGAAGAAAUAGAGGCGGGGAACAUCUACAUCGCAGACUACGAGGUGCUGGAGGGCAUCACCCCCAACAGCACGGACCCCUGUACCAUGCAGUACCUGGCCGCGCCCAUCUGUCUGCUCUACAGGACGGUGGGGAGCAAGAUCCUCCCCCUGGCCAUACAGUUGAGUCAGGUGCCUGGCGAGAAUGCCCCCAUCUUCCUGCCCAGCGACAGUCAGGACGACUGGCUGAUCGCAAAGAUCUGGGUGCGCUCGGCCGACUUCCACGUGCAUCAGACCAUCACCCAUCUCCUGAGGACCCACCUGAUGUCCGAGAUGUUCGGAGUGGCCAUGUUCCGACACCUUCCCGCCGUCCACCCCGUCUACAAGCUGCUUGUGCCACACAUCCGCUACACCAUCGCCAUCAACACCAAGGCCCGGGAACAGCUCAUCUGCAAGUUCGGCAUCUUCGACAAGGCCAAUGGCACAGGUGGAGGUGGACACGUCCAGCUGAUUCAGAAAGCCAUGAAGACCCUCACCUUCAAGUCUCUGUGCUUCCCCGACUCCAUCAAGGCCCGCAAUAUGGAGAGCGUGGAAGAGCUUCCCACUUACUUCUUCAGGGAUGACGGCAACAAAGUAUGGGAUGCCACCAAGAGCUUCGUGUCAGAUGUGGUGAACAUUUACUACGCCAGCGAUGGGGUCGUACAGAAAGACGAGGAGAUCCAGGCCUUUGUCAAAGACGUGUUCAACUUCGGCAUGCAGGCCUCUGAAUCCUGUGAGUUCCCAGAGUCCCUGAAGACCCAGGAGGAGCUGACUGAGUAUCUGACUGUGGUCAUCUUCACAGCCUCCUCCCAGCAUGCUGCUGUCAACUUUGGACAGUACGACUGGUGCUCCUGGAUCCCCAACGCCCCCUCAACCAUGCGCAAGCCCCCGCCCACCGAAAAGGGCGUGGCGGACGUCAAGCUGAUCAUAGAGAGCCUCCCCGACCGCGGGCGGUCCUGCUGGCACCUGGGGGCUGUGUGGGCCCUCAGCCAGUACCAGGAGAACGAGCUGUACCUGGGCAUGUACCCUGACGAGCACUUCAUCGAGCAGCCAGUGAAGGAGGCCAUGAAAAAGUUCCGGAAGGUCCUGGCCGGGAUAAGCACGCUCAUAAAGCUGAGGAAUCAGGGGAAGAGGCUGCCAUACUACUACAUGUCACCAGAUAAGAUCCCAAACAGUGUUGCCGUGUGAAGGACCAGAAGGUUCUUCCAACAGUGGGACAGAAGACCAUGUUUCCAUUUUUAUUUUAUUUUUUACAUAUUAACGGUCUUUGGUAGAAAUAAUUUGAGAAUUUCUUUGCUGCCAAAUUUGCUACUGUAGAAUUAAUUUAAAGGUGCUGUUAUUCCGCUUUUCGUCUAUAAUAGUCUAUUCAAUCUUUUUUAAUAAACAAUUGUUCGGCGAGUACCUUUGAUUUCAACGGGUCGGUUAUGUUUUUUCAGGUUGAAGUUAUUUCAAAAAAUAUUUACAUCUCCUUUAAAUAAGGCUGUAAAUGUACAUAGUGUAUAUGUAUGUGGGUGUGUCAAAUGUACUUACAUUUGCAUAGAUAUUCAACAGCUAUCAUCUACAGCAUAAACAUUAUGCUGCACCAUUGAUUAGAGGACAAUGAUCAACCACUGAUUAGAGGAACUCAUUUUAGCCUACUAUCUAUUCGCAUGAAUCCUCAGGAACAAAACAAAAUAGAACACAUGUACUAUUAUAUCCAACUUAUCUAGAUGGCCUAUAUGGCCACCAUAACUUUGCAUUUUUCAAACCUUGAAAAAUAAAUAUCUGGCAGUUACAACAACACUUUAAGAGUUUCUGCAUUUUUAUUAGAUCGUUUUUUAAUUCUACAUACUUCUGUUCAAACAUGGGAAAUGAUAUUGAAACACAUCAAUAUUUCAUUUAAAAAACGUAAAAUUACUUUUACCAAAUCUUUUUUUAAAUUUUUACAGUUACUAUGCCAAAGAAAAAUUCACAGACAAACGUGUGGAAUGAUAUAAGACAGGGGAACAGUCGUGUAUGCGCCAGUUCGGUCAGUAGUAAAAAUAAACCGUAGUUGUAUGCAAGUCACACUCUCCCAGACACAAAGAAAAUCGAAAUUAAGUUAUACGCGUGGUUGAAAAAAAUAAAAAAAUAAAAUUGACCUCUGAAGGUGCAUUUAGGCCCUGAUUCGUUUUGUCUUCUGGAAGCAAAAAUAAAAUAAACAGAAGGUUAGAGCUGUUGACUAGCAUGAUCAUAUUUGUGGCUGAUGGCUUAAUGUUAUACAUAUUUUAGGCUGUCUGGGUUCAUAAAAGAAAAAAUGUAAAGGAGCCAGCUCCUAUAAUCACAAAAAACAUAUCUAAAAUAAAAACCAAAUCAACAGGUAUUUUUUUAAGUUAAAGUAAAGAAAAUCAAACAUGUCUGACAUAAUUGAACACGAGACAGUGACAAACAUACCCAAUCUGCUUCAAGGGCUACAUUAUGAACCAAUAGUGUCCAAAAGGUGGACACAUAAUACUCUAUUAUACACUAUUGCCUUCAUAACAAAAAAUAAAGCGAAAAAGAAAAUAUGAACGAGGACUAAUGCCUGAGAGGUUACGUGAAAGUUGCAUACAAUUACGAUUACACAGGAUGUUUUACUUUUUAAAAUAAAUACUACACAGUUAAGCAAUAAUCAUAUAUAAUAUAUAAUUACUAUUAUAUAAUUGUAUAUUAUAUAAUAAUUAUAUAAGUCUCUGAGCUUCAAAACACCAGUAAAUGACUAUAGAAUAGAACCACAACAAAAGGGUAAUUGCACUUUUUUUUUGUCCGUGUAACUGCACAGAGCCUCAUGGGAGUUCACGUCUGGGAGCAUCUUCACCACUUCUCGGAUCUUGAUCCAACGUGUGUGUCAUCAACAACACACAACUCUCUGGGCUCAUCACGACUUCACCGAUGAAAGACUCUGGAUUCCCAAGUCAUUGAGGGGGGCAUGUACAUAAAUACAGUAUGCAGUACUGAGAAACAAAGCGCCGGUUGUUUUCCUUCAGCAGUACUACUACGACUACUUGUUAUCUUGGACCGUUGUUAGUUUUAUGAACAGUGUCCUGGUAUCAAAGAUGUUUGUAAAAAUGUAUGUUAACUGGAAUGGUUGUUAGGCUCAACAUGAGCCUGGAAUUGCUGUGCUCCCAAAUACACAAAAGCACUUUGCGACAGACUGUAAGCCCAAAACACAUCAUCUCGAGAAAUCCACCGCUCCCCUCUGCUAUAACUGUAACUCAACUUGACCAGUAGGUGGCGACAGAGACAUCUUACGUCCAGCUGCACCUGCUGCAUUAGGGGGGCUAGCAGUAACAUAGGUAGGCUACCAACUGCCAUCACACAUUGCGUUGCAGGAGGAAAAUAUAUUUCGAUUUUAAUAUUAUUCGCUGAUUGGUAAAAAUUAACCCUCCGUUGUUAUCCAACGCUAUUCAAAUUUUAUAAAAAUGGUAAAAAUACAGUGAAAUGAGUCAUCAUCAGUCUAUCAAUGAUGCUUGCUUACCCAUCAUAUAUAUAUAUAUAUAUAUAUAUAUAUAUACACACACACACAAUAGUCUCUGCAAGACUUGUAGAGUAAAAGGCUUAACCCGGGGAGAGGGACCACACACAUCACCUUGUGAUCUCUGGUUCAACAGCAACGUGCACUUUCUCCACGUGUCACAGGACCCCUGGGGUGAAACGCGAUCCCCCCGUUCAGGGUGCAACGGAUCCCUCAACUCAUCUUAAAAAAUACAUGCGGGGCAACGCGGCGUGUGCUCAACAUAUCAGCUGUCCGCCUCAUGCAUGACCCUUUUGUGUCAAACAAAGCU
Molecule: messenger RNA, 5217 nt
Organism: Gadus chalcogrammus (walleye pollock)
Lineage: Eukaryota; Metazoa; Chordata; Actinopteri; Gadiformes; Gadidae
Gene: alox5a
Product: arachidonate 5-lipoxygenase a
Exons: 14
Coding region: 599-2623 (674 amino acids)
Biological process (GO): lipid oxidation; linoleic acid metabolic process
Cellular component (GO): nuclear envelope
Molecular function (GO): iron ion binding; protein binding; arachidonate 5-lipoxygenase activity
Source: RefSeq, a predicted model, not a curated record